Pistacia vera is the source of this 2998-nucleotide messenger RNA. Its product is annotated as histone acetyltransferase HAC1-like. Gene Ontology annotation, biological process: positive regulation of transcription by RNA polymerase II. The transcript is spliced from 9 exons. Gene Ontology annotation, molecular function: chromatin DNA binding; transcription coactivator activity; histone acetyltransferase activity. The record is from RefSeq and is a predicted model, not a curated record. Gene Ontology annotation, cellular component: histone acetyltransferase complex; transcription regulator complex. NCBI's taxonomy places the organism in Eukaryota, Viridiplantae, Streptophyta, Magnoliopsida, Sapindales, Anacardiaceae. Bases 179 to 2998 code for a protein of 939 amino acids.
UCUCUUCCCCUGUCCUCAAGAGACAAUCUUCUACAGUCCCAUCAACAGCAACAGUGUCAGCAACAACCGCAUCAAUUUCAACACCAGCACAAUUUGUUCAACUCAGCGCCACCAGAAGCAGCAUAGUCAGCAGCAACAGCAUUUUGUUAAACAAUGAGGAUAUGGUCAUGCUAAGGUGAUGAGAAUAGGCAGUCAGGUGAAGCGUGAACCUGGAAUGGAGCAGCAGAAUGAAGUGAUGCAUUCACAAGUUUCUGAGCCAUUCCAGAUGCCUGCGUCACAAAACCAAUUUCAGCUGAAUCCUUCUGAAGACCAUUCUAUGGGUGCUCAACAUUUAUCUGUUUCUUCUGGAUCUCAAUCAGAGGCAGCUCUUCAGGGUCAAUGGCAUCCUCAAUCACUGGAAAGGACUCACAUGACCGGGAACAUUUCACAUGAUCAGCAUAUACAGGAGGAUUUCCGCCAGAGGAUAGCCGGGCAAGGUGAAGCUCAGCGUAAUAAUUUAUCUUCAGAUGGAUCUGUUAUGGGUCAACCUGCCAGUUCUAGAAGCAUGACAGAGCCCCCAAAUUCUAGAGGUACUAGCUGCAGAUCUAGCAAUGGAAACCGUGAUCGACAGUUUAGAAAUCAACAGAGAUGGCUUUUGUUCUUGCGCCAUGCACGUCGAUGUACUGCUCCUGAAGGGAAGUGUCAGGACAUUCAUUGCAUUACUGUUCAAAGAUUGUGGAAACAUAUGGAGAAUUGCAAUUCACCUCAAUGUCCAUACCCUCGUUGCUAUCAUUCCAGAAUUUUGAUAAAUCAUCACAGGCAGUGCAGAGACUCUUGUUGCCCUGUUUGUGUUCCGGUGAAGAACUAUCUGCAUCAACAAAAGGAACGUGCUCGUCCUAACUCUGACUCUCGGUUGCUGAAUUCGGUUGGUGGAUCUUGUAAAUCCUAUGAUACUGGAGACACUUCAGGUGGAGUGAUUCCUAAAACUCCACCUGUUGUUGAAAGUUCACAAGAUAUACAGCCUUCUCUAAAACGCAUGAAAUUAGAACAAUCCUCUCAAUCUCUUGAUCCUGAGAGCAAUGCAGUAUUGACUUCUGCAAUUUCUGAACCCCAUGUUUCCCAAGAUGUUCAGCACCAAGAUUACAAACAGGGCAAGAUGGGUAUGCCCAUUAAGUCGGAGUUCAGGGAAGUAAAGACUGAAGCUCCUGUAAGUUCUGGACAACGAAGUCCUGAUAACAGUGAUAUGAAGGAUAAUGUGGAUGACAUUGGCAACCAAAGGCCUGAUGGUGAGCCUAUCAUAUGUGAGGAGCCUACUGCAUUAGCUGAGCAAGAAAAUAUUAAAGCUGAGAAAGAGAGUGAUGUACCUAAGCAAGAAAAUGUGACACAGCCUGCUGAAAAUGCUGCUGGAACCAAGUCUGGAAAGCCAAAAAUAAAGGGGGUAUCACUGACCGAACUGUUCACUCCAGAACAAGUUAGAGAGCACAUAACAGGCCUCAGGCAGUGGGUAGGCCAGAGUAAAGCAAAGGCAGAAAAGAAUCAAGCAAUGGAGCAUGCAAUGAGUGAGAACUCUUGUCAGCUGUGUGCAGUUGAGAAGCUCACUUUUGAACCGCCACCUAUAUAUUGCACACCAUGUGGUGCUCGUAUUAAGCGAAAUGCAAUGUAUUAUACCAUGGGAGCUGGUGAUACAAGGCACUAUUUCUGUAUUCCAUGUUAUAAUGAGGCUCGUGGAGACACCAUCGUUGUUGAUGGAAAUAAUAUUCCAAAGGCAAGGCUGGAGAAGAAGAAAAAUGAUGAGGAGACUGAAGAAUGGUGGGUUCAAUGCGACAAGUGUGAAGCUUGGCAACAUCAAAUUUGUGCUUUAUUUAAUGGUCGAAGGAAUGAUGGUGGGCAAGCUGAAUACACUUGUCCUAAUUGCUACAUAGCAGAGGUUGAAAGAGGAGAACGCAAGCCUUUACCACAGAGUGCUGUUCUGGGGGCCAAAGAUUUGCCAAGAACAAUCCUUAGUGACCACAUAGAGCAGCGAUUGUUUAAGAGACUGAAGGUGGAGAGACAAGAAAGGGCAAGGAUUCAAGGAAAAUCAUAUGAUGAGGUUCCUGGGGCUGAAUCACUUGUAGUUCGAGUUGUUUCAUCUGUUGACAAAAAGUUGGAAGUGAAGCAGCGUUUUCUUGAAAUUUUUCACGAAGAGAAUUACCCAACUGAGUUCCCAUAUAAGUCUAAGGUAAUUCUGCUGUUUCAGAAGAUUGAAGGUGUAGAAGUAUGCCUUUUUGGCAUGUAUGUUCAAGAAUUUGGAUCAGAGUGCCAAUUUCCAAAUCAGCGUCGUGUGUAUCUAUCAUAUUUGGACUCUGUGAAGUAUUUUAGGCCUGAGAUUAAAGCAGUUACUGGAGAAGCACUUCGUACAUUUGUCUACCAUGAAAUCCUGAUUGGCUACCUUGAAUAUUGCAAGUUGCGUGGUUUUACAAGCUGUUAUAUAUGGGCCUGCCCUCCUCUAAAGGGUGAAGAUUAUAUAUUAUAUUGUCAUCCAGAGAUUCAGAAAACUCCAAAAUCUGAUAAGCUUCGAGAAUGGUAUUUGGCGAUGUUAAGAAAAGCUUCCCGGGAAAGCAUUGUGGUUGAUCUUACUAAUUUAUACGAUCACUUCUUUGUAUCCACUGGUGAAUGUAGAGCUAAGGUAACUGCGGCUAGACUGCCAUAUUUUGAUGGUGACUACUGGCCUGGUGCUGCAGAAGAUCUAAUCUAUCAGAUUCGUCAAGAAGAAGAUGGCAAAAAACAGAAUAAGAAAGGAAUAACCAAAAAAACUAUCACAAAAAGGGCUCUUAAAGCAUCUGGUCAAACUGAUCUCUCCGGUAACGCGUCAAAGGAUCUGCUACUAAUGCAUAAACUUGGUGAGACCAUUUGCCCAAUGAAGGAAGAUUUUAUCAUGGUUCAUUUACAGCAUGCGUGCAAUCAUUGUUGUAUUCUGAUGGUAUCUGGGAAUCGUCAUGUAUGCAGACAGUGUAAAAAUUUUCAGCUUUGUGAUAAGUAA